Molecule: messenger RNA, 1002 nt
Organism: Hyaloscypha bicolor E
Lineage: Eukaryota; Fungi; Ascomycota; Leotiomycetes; Helotiales; Hyaloscyphaceae
Exons: 1
Source: RefSeq, a predicted model, not a curated record
AUGGAGGUAUAUUCAGAGCCUCCUCCGCCAUACCGUGAAGAUGACUCCGGGCUCCAGCAAAACAAUGCGAACCCCAGUCAAUUCCGGAUAGCUCGCAAGCCUGUAUCUAGACCAAUUGGUCCUCCCAGUACGUUGAAAGAUGCAUAUAGCUUCCCGGGACCAUCGAGUCGAGCAUUGGGGCCAAAGGAAAUAAAGAGGGAGUUGGAGGAUACAAUCCCAGAUCUUCCUCCUCGACCAGGGCUGUCGUUGGAUACCACCUUGCCAGGCAGUAUCACGGAUUCUGAGCUCUACCUUAUCCCUCUGCAAUCGCGUACUGAAACCACUAUCUCCUCCGCCUCUACUCCAGGUAGCUCUUUAUCUACGAGCAGCUCAAUCCCGACAGUAACAUCAUCAUCUGCGAGCUCCUCUCAAUCAUCCGCCUCGGCCUACGUCCAGAAAGCGUACAAGGAAGCGCGUCACUUCGCUGGUGGUCUGGUAUCACAUCCAUACGAACACACGAAACACUACAGCAUACUGCGGCAUUCGCACGGGCUGGUUUUCUACCAAGGAAGCAGCACAACUCUCGCGGUCUCCAUCUUCGCUGAUGCACCGCUCCCGGCGGACCGCACAAUUUGGUUACAAAGUAAAGGAUGGACUGGCAAGACGGGUAUGCGGGCGAAGGCUUUCGUGGGCCGCAAUAGUAAUUGGCUGAAUGUUACACCAUCUGCUGAGGUUACGCCGGAACAACUGAAGCCAGACAACGAGCGGGCAUGGCAGCGAGAUAUUGCCAAGUUUCGGAAGAAGGCGGAUCGACACGUUAGAGAUCAUUCACUUCGGGAAACAGUCUUGGCUCGAAUUCCGGCAGAAGCUAGAGACGGAUAUUUCCAGCUGGUCCUUUGCACCAGCGACAAGAAGAAGGUGCUGUGCCCGAGCCCGGUGUUCAGGGUUUUAUCAGCAUCUACCAGCCCACAUUCGAUCAAAGGAGCGAGUUUGAGCAGCCUACCUCUCGAGUUAGGGGCUAUG